AAAAUUGUCAGUAGUUGCCAAAUUAAUUAUAUAACUGCUGCUGUUAUUUCUUUGGUACUAAUAAUUUUCUUUGUUGGCAGUUUAAUUUUAAAGUGAAACUUAUGGUGAAUUAUGAUCUUUUGUUCCUGUUUAUAUGAAUCAGCUACAGUUGAUAAGAAGAUCUAGGCCAAUGCAAUUAUCCUUAAUUUUACCUGUCCAUGGAAUAAGUAAAAUAAGACAUCCAUUGUAUAAAUUGUCUUCAGUUUACUUGAAGUGUUUUAAAAGUACAAAAUGCAACAAUUUAUGUUUGCAGAUGUGUGCAGGAUUUCAUUCCUCAUCUAUAGAAUGUUCGGCAUUGAGAAGGUUAAAAGAAAGCAUGUCUCGUAUAUAUUCUAAGAACACGAAAGCAAAAGUGGGUGGUGUCAUUGCAUAUGAAAAAUGUGCAGAUGGUAUUGAUGUGGAGGCAUUUUUUAAACACUUCAAAUUACCUGAUACAUUUCAGUCAUGGUUCCAUAUUAUUAAUCUUCAUGUCUGGAUGUGUAUAGCUGUUACAAUUUCAGAAAAACAUGGCAGAGUAUUUCGUAAUAGUUUGGUAGAUUCGAUGUGGAGUGAUGUGGAGCUGCGCAUGGAUAAAUUAGUGGAGAUGCCGAGUUCAGAUAAAAAGAAGAACCUAAAAGAAUUUACAGCGCAAUUUAAUGCUGCUUUAAUUGGUUAUGAUGAGGGCUUGUUGGGAGAUGACACAGUACUCGCAGCAUCUGCUUGGAGGAUAUUAUUUGAUCGUCAUUGCAUAGACCCAAGACUGCUAGAAAAUGUAGUGCUGUAUAUUAGGCGACAGAUAUGCCACUUAGACUCACUAAAUACUGAAGAGUUUAUUAUACGUGGAAUGGUAUCAUUUAUGCCUUUUCAAGAUGCAAUUCAUGACAUUAUGUCGGACAGAAAUGUAUAACUUAUAUGUAAGAUAAUAAAUUUUUAAAAUGAG
This is a messenger RNA of Stegodyphus dumicola, 958 nucleotides long. RefSeq names its product Ubiquinol-cytochrome c reductase complex assembly factor 1 (gene Uqcc1). The record is from RefSeq and is a predicted model, not a curated record. Gene Ontology annotation, cellular component: mitochondrion. Gene Ontology annotation, biological process: mitochondrial respiratory chain complex III assembly. Lineage: Eukaryota; Metazoa; Arthropoda; Arachnida; Araneae; Eresidae.